Molecule: messenger RNA, 870 nt
Organism: Aspergillus chevalieri
Lineage: Eukaryota; Fungi; Ascomycota; Eurotiomycetes; Eurotiales; Aspergillaceae
Exons: 2
Coding region: 1-870 (289 amino acids)
Biological process (GO): attachment of mitotic spindle microtubules to kinetochore; protein localization to kinetochore; kinetochore assembly
Cellular component (GO): kinetochore
Source: RefSeq, a predicted model, not a curated record
AUGACAGAGCCGAACGCAUCCGAAGCACUAAGCCACCUCCAAAGUCUCGAAAACGAACACGGCGACAUCAAAACACACCUCUCCAUCCUCCGCAUCAGCGAACCCAUUUCGUUAGAAUCGGAGACUGAGAGUCAGGAACGGUCUCCCUCGAAGCGUGGCUCCGAUGUUUCUGCUCUCGAUAAUCCCACGCCGUCUUCGUUGGAGGCUGAUUUGACACAUUACAAGGAACUCUUCUCCAAACUACGCUUUUCCUACGUCGAACAAGUCACAAAAGAAAAAUUCCUCCGCGCAAUCGUAGGCGACCCGCCCCUCGUCGUCGACAACAAUGAGAACCUCAGACUCGAAACCCAACUCGCAGAAGUGAAGGCAGAGCUCAAAGCGCGCAAAGAAGAUGUCCGGGUGAUGAUCGAAGAAAUGGAGAAGAAGGGCAGAGAUCUCGCAGCGCGUUACAAACACAUCCAAUUACAAGGGACCCAACUCUCCGAACUUCCCGAAUCCAUCGCGAAUAUCGAGUCUACUAUCGCAGGGCUACGCGCGAAACAGGUUGCCAAUAUGGACGAUGCAUCGUCGUCGCAGAGACUUCCUCUUCCUGCGACGUUGUCACUCUUAGCUGAGCGGGAGGCUGAACUUGCGGCGCUUAAUCGUCAGUUGGCUACGGUGCAGAAUGCUUUGCCUAGGAAGACACGGGAGGCUGAGGCUAUUGAGCGCGAAUUGGGUGUGCUCGAGAGACGGAAGACAGAAGAAAUUGCGCAGGCCAGAGAAGCUCAGCGGAAGAAGCAGCAGGGAGAAAGCGACGGUCUUGAGGAAAUGGGACGGUGGUAUAGAGGGGCGGAAGAGACAUUGAAGAAGAUCGUGGGUGUCAGGGAGUAG